AUGUAUUCCAACAAUAAUUUUCAAUUUGACUGUUAGAUAACAUUUCUUAAAUGUCAACUGUUGUGCAAUAACAGUAUUGUGAUUAGCUGGUAUCAAUUUAUUUUGCUUACUCAUAAGUAUAUUUAUUAGAGGGGCAUGAAGAUGUUUACUACUUUGGUUGUAAAACAUUUGCUACUACAAGGGUUGAUAGAGUCAUUAACAUUACGCAGACAAUAAUCAAGAAAACUGCAACAGCUCUUAAAAAUCUAUUGCCUAUUUUAUAAAAUUAUAAAUAUUUAUAAAUCUUUCAAAAAAUCACAUAAAUUUUAAAAUGAGCUCUUAUAAUUCAUGAUUAAGUAUUUCAUAUAUCACAAACAACUGAUAAAUUUUAUUUUUGGAGAAUUCAAAAAUUUUUAAAUUAGUAAAUAAACGAAAAAGGAAAUAAUAAUCAAAUUUUAAAAUAAAAAGUUAUUUUACCUGAUUUAACAUCCAAGUUUUCCCAUUUGA
This is a messenger RNA of Tetrahymena thermophila SB210, 486 nucleotides long. Its product is annotated as transmembrane protein, putative. The transcript has a single exon. Lineage: Eukaryota; Ciliophora; Oligohymenophorea; Hymenostomatida; Tetrahymenidae. The record is from RefSeq and is a predicted model, not a curated record.